GCUAGAGCGAGUGAAUAGCGAACGUCUGCCCCCUAAGCGCAGGUAUUUUUGUCCGUGAGUGACUAGCCCGCGAAGAAAUUUCAUGCGUUCGAUCAGAGAAAUAAAGAAACCGCCAGCUCAAAGAAAGGCAAAAUGGCUGAUUCCGACUUGUUCAUGGAGUGUGAAGAGGAGGAAUUGGAGCCAUGGCAACAGAUACAUGAGAACGUGGAGGCUGAAAGGAUUGAGCCUUUUGAGAACAUCAACACUGUAAAGCAAGCAGUAAUGGGAAUGCCUGCAGUGCAGCCUGUGGUGACUCCAGCCCCGGCCCCAGUGGCAGCCUCUCAUGUGGUGCUGUCAGGCCAGGCCUUGUCUGGCAACAGCGGCAGCAGCAAGGACAGUGGGGUGCCACUGCAAUCUCUCCUCACCUCCUUGGGUUCCAUGCCCGUGCCAGUCUCGCUGCCCGCUGGUCUCAAGCCGGGCACGGGACAGCAACUGUUCUUCACUCAGGGGGCGGGGGGCCUCGGCACUGUGGCCCUCUCCCAGGUGUUGCUUCCUGGCCACGGCCACGGCACCACCACAGGCCAGCCUAUAUUCUUUACCACACAGGGUCUUCCCGUCCAAAAUUUAACGGCUGGACAGAAUCCCCUAGGGAUCGUCCUGAAUGUCCAACAGGGUCAAACUAUUAAACCCAUCACACUGGUGUCAGCUCCUGGAACGUCCAUUUUCAAACAGGCAGUUGGAGGUACCCAAAUUAUAAAUCAGCCAACUCAGCUUAAGACGGUCGCGCAGGUUGGAGCGGUGAAUUCUCCGGCUGCACCAACCCACACCACCACCUUCACCAGAGUCCAGAUCCCUGCCACCAUCACCAUCCGCAACACCACCCCAAUAAGCCAGCCUAAGCCUACUAUGGUGACUAGUUCCCUGCCCUCAACCUCCGUAAAGACGACAACCCUACCAACAAACAUGGCAAACACAAGCAGCCUGUUCACAGUGAAGUCAGAAGAGGGCAGCACUGACCAGCCAAAACUGGUGAGCCUGGUCAACCAACCUCAGCUCAUUCUGCUGCCGAGUCAGAAGACCAACGGUCUCCCCGCCAGCUCCGCCCCUGCCGCACAGCUCAAUGUCCAAGCAAAUAACAACGCAACCUCAGCAACAGGUCUUAAGAUAUGCCCACGCUGUGGAGCCCAGUUCAAGAUGAUAGAGGCUCUACGUGGACAUAUGUGUUUCUGCUGUCCAGAUCUGACCCAGGCCCCCACCACCAGUAAAGUGUCCCCUCUGACCCAGGCUCCCACCACCAGCAAAGUGUACGCUUCGGCCCAGGCUCCUACCACCAGCAAAGUGCCCCCUCUUCAGGCUCCAAUGGUCGCCAGAAGCAUAGCUCCGGCGCCUGUGGAAAAGCAGCCAGAAAAGCUUGUGAUGCUUGUGGAUGACUUCUACUAUGGGACAUUUGAGGGGAACCGCACCAAUGCAGCCCAGGACAACCUGGACAGCCCCAUGGUUUUCAAGUGCCUCACUUGUGGCAAGAAAUUGAGAAGCAACAUAAGGCUCAUGAACCACAUGAAACACCACGUGGAGCUAGAGCAGCAGAAUGGAGAGAUGGACACCCACACAUCCUGCCAGCAUUGUUACAGGCAGUUCCCCACGCCCUUCCGCCUACAGUGUCACUUGGAGAGCGUACACAGCUCGUACGAGUCCAGCACCAAGUGUAAAAUCUGUGAGUGGGCGUUUGAUACGGAGCCAGUCUUUCUUCAGCAUAUGAAGAACACACACAAGCCAGGGGAAAUGCCCUAUGUCUGCCAGGUGUGUCAGUACAGGUCAUCAUUCUACUCCGAUGUGUACAACCACUUUCGCACCUGGCAUGAAGACACACGUCACCUGCUGUGCCUUUACUGCCUGAAAGUCUUCAAGAAUUCCAAUUCCUACCAGCAGCACUUUUCCCGACAUCAGAAAUCUACUGUGUACCACUGCAACAAGUGCCGGCUACAGUUCCUCUUCACUAAAGAGAAGCUUGACCAUAAGGUGUGCCAUCACAAGACUUUCCGCAAGCCCCGGCAGUUGGAAGGAGUCUCGCCUGGUACUAAAGUGACUAUCAGAGCAUAUGCGCUAAAUAAAUCUCGAGGCGCUAGCUCUGGGCCAUCCCCAGGAGCGACACCAACGACUCAGCCCAAGCCCAGGCCAGAGCAGGCACUGCCACCGGCACCGGCACCGGCACCGGCACCGGUCCGCCUUCCCCAGCCCUGCGCACCCCCUCAGCCCACAAAGCCCAUGCAGAUCAUUCAGCAGCCCACAAAGUCCAUGCAGAUCAUUCAGCAGCCGACAAAGCCCAUGCAGAUCAUUCAACUGCCCUCAAAGCCCAUGCAGAUCAUUCAGCAGCCCAGACCCCACAGCGCUCCCAAGAAGACCAUCAGCAAGAUGAUCGAGUUACUUACCAAGUUCCAAGCGCAGAGGCCUCUCCAUGGCAGGCAGAAGUGCAUUGAGUGUAAUUAUGAGGUUCCUGACUUCUCCCACCACUUCCCCACGUACGUGCACUGCUCCCUGUGCAGGUACAGCACGUGCUGUUCCCGGGCCUAUGCCAACCACAUGAUCACCAACCAUGUUGCACGCAAGAACCCAAGACACAAAGGAUAUACGCUGCCACCUCCAAGCUUGUUAAGGAUGGUCUGUUCAGACUGCGAUCUCGUCACCUUCAAUGGUGACCUGAUGGCCAGGCACCUGGUGCGGAACCCUGGCCAUUCCUAUAGCACCUGCACUCCAAAAGUAUCCCCAAAAGUUGGUUUCAUUGAAAGUCGUGAGGGAUCAGACUUCCAGAGGAACAGAGUAUCUGGCUCUGUUUCAGAAUCUGUGGGGGAGUAUUCCAUGCUGGAGAGGAAUCCAGAUGAGGCAAUGGCUCCCUUGGAAGACUCUGAAUCCGACAUGGACCAGAUGGACGACCCGAUGUCUGCCGAGGAGCAUGAAGAGAGUAGCAGGAAUUCAGGACAAGAUGUCAGUCAGGAAGGUCACACACAAAUCACACACAUGCCUGAGAGCCCCGUGCUUGAGCCUCAGUGUGCUUCCAGAGAGCAGGAGCAGGAAGAGGAGGAGGCGGAGCUCCCGUCCACCAAGCAGCUCAAGACCCUCCUACUAGCGCUUUGCAGCGGGAUCAACAAGGCUUCCGAGAUUCAUGCCACCAAGCCAAAGCUCAUCGAAGCCUGGCUUAGGGAGAAAAAGACUCAGUUUGAGCACAUAUGCCAGGGAGAUGCCAUUGAUGGGGGUGAGGCUGGGGGUCCCGUUGAUCAGCUGGUCCAGUGGGUGCUUGCACAGCAAGAGCAGCAGCUCCCAGUCAGUGAAGAGAACCUCUUUCAGAAGGCCUCUGAGUUACACAGCAAUGCCAAUCAGAAGAGCACCUUUAGAGUGUCAUACGAGUGGGCAGUGCGAUUCAUGCUACAACACAGCCUGGGAGUCCAGGCCAUUGCAAAUGUGGGUCGUCCUCUUCCCAGUAGCAUGGAGGGCACUUCGCAACACUUUACUGAUUUUGUCCACCAGCAGAUCAAACAAAAUGGCCUGUGCCACUCUGUCAUUGGAGCUAUGGAUGAACUAUCCAUCUUUGUGGAUGUGGACUGUCUCCUUGACUCUGCCACUUUAGAAAAGAAGCCAACCUUCCAGUUUGUAGGCAGUGGCAAGGCUUUAAUUGACAUCCACUUGACCAUUCUUUCUGAUGGCACAGUCCUGCCUGCCCUGGUGUUUUUCAACGGCCAGUUGCCCUCCAGGCUACUCAGUGGGUUACCGAACUGUGUUCUGGUGGAGGGCAAAGUUGAGGGGUUCACCAAAGAAGAGGAGUUGAACAUCUGGAUUGAACGAGUUUGGCGAAAGCACCUCAGCGCUCGCGGCGAGAGCAAAGCUCUUUUGGUCAUGGAUGGACACCGCAAGCACAGGUCAGUCUCCAGCCUGGCCAACUUGAGCAACUGCAAUACCGUCCCAGCCACCAUUCCAACAGGAUGUAGCGCCAGACACCAGCCUCUGGAGAUGUGCCUCCGGCCAGUCCUGCAGAAGUUCCUCCUGGGGCGGUGGGCUCAGCUGGCUGAGAAGAGUGGUGUCGCUGGAGUGUCAGCCAGUGACGUGGUGCAGCUCCUAGUGGACUGGCUAGUGGAGGCUUUAACCAGCAUCUCUGACAGGCCGGAGGUCAUCCGACGCUCCUUCUGCUUAACAAAGGUGGUUGACCGGCAGGACGGAGGAGACGACGACGACGACCCAGUGCAUGCCCAGGCUGAGUUGAUCACUGCAGUGGAGGAAGCCAUGCUGCAGACCGCAGAGACCGAGCCAAAGACGUCUGAGGAGGACGUUUCUGGGGACACCGCAACAGGGGAGAUCGACAGAGAGCCGGUCGAAGAUGAGGGUCACGAGAGCCACCUAGAACGUUUGCCUGGACCUGAGACAGACAAGCAAAACAGAAGAGACGGACAGUGAAUCAGCAAACAAGGCUGAGUGAUGAAUCCAUUGGUCCACAUUCCACAAACCUUUGUCUUUUUCUGGUCUUGGUUCCUUCUUCUACCUCAAGUUUUACGAAAAAGGUCCAGAGUACCAUACAUUGAAACUGUAAGGUAUAUGACCUCUUUUUCCUGAAUAACAGGCUUAAGAUGAUGGCCUUGCCUGAUAAAGUGGAUUCUGUUUGUCUGGUGCUACCAGGUGUUACAAGAUUUUGUUUGAUGGCUGUGUCACUGUGCAGACUGCAAGUUGAAACCACCAUGUUUUGAGUUGCUAUCAAAGCGUGUAAAAAGCAUGUAAAAAUUCGGUGGAUGAUGAAAAGUGUAAAUAACAGUUAUUGUUUUUGUUUUGCUUUGAGCUUAUCAUGAAGUUAAAUUGGAUGACAUUACUGUUUGCAAUUUUAUUCUCUGCCCAGUGAUCCAUUAGCACUAAUUCCAAUCAUAACAUAUUACAAAUUAGAACAGUUUGUAUUUAUUGCUUUUCCUCUGAGAGUUUGUAUUAUUUUAAUAUCUUUUGACGAAAACGGCUAUCGAAAAGAGUAUAUUGAUGUGUCUGUGACAAUGGCAUUCCAUUGGUGCCCUCCACUUUUAUUUAUUUUCAUGAAGCAGUGAUCUGUACAGUGUAUACACAUUUUUGUUACACUGCAUUCUUCUAGAUACUGUUGCAAAAAAAUAAAUAAAUAAAAGUUU
Molecule: messenger RNA, 5129 nt
Organism: Sardina pilchardus (European sardine)
Lineage: Eukaryota; Metazoa; Chordata; Actinopteri; Clupeiformes; Clupeidae
Gene: pogzb
Product: pogo transposable element derived with ZNF domain b
Exons: 19
Coding region: 133-4422 (1429 amino acids)
Biological process (GO): regulation of DNA-templated transcription
Molecular function (GO): RNA polymerase II cis-regulatory region sequence-specific DNA binding; DNA-binding transcription factor activity, RNA polymerase II-specific
Source: RefSeq, a predicted model, not a curated record